Messenger RNA from Mirounga angustirostris (Northern elephant seal), 1927 nucleotides. It is a transcript of the gene VSIG1, whose product is annotated as V-set and immunoglobulin domain containing 1. The coding region runs from base 418 to 1485 and encodes 355 amino acids. The transcript has 10 exons. The record is from RefSeq and is a predicted model, not a curated record. Gene Ontology annotation, cellular component: basolateral plasma membrane; plasma membrane. NCBI's taxonomy places the organism in Eukaryota, Metazoa, Chordata, Mammalia, Carnivora, Phocidae. Gene Ontology annotation, biological process: maintenance of gastrointestinal epithelium; epithelial cell morphogenesis.
AUGAGAACCUAACAUCGCUAGACCUAAGUGGAAACGACCUCAAGGAUUUUGGAGUGCAAAUGCUGUAUGAGGCACUGAUUCAGCCGAUGUGGGUUGGGAUCAGCUAUAACAUAAUCAAUGAAGCAGGCUGGAUGGAGACUGACAAAUUGGAGAGCAAAAGCCCGCUGUUUAACAAGGACAACUCCUGCUCAGAUGCUGUCAAGCUUGACCUCUCCCAGUUGGAAGGAAUUGGAAGAUCUAGGACCUCUUUGGGUUGAACAGCUCCUUGUUGGGAAAUGGCUGCCAGUCAUCCUCCUUGCUGAUAAAGCUGUCGUUCAUCAAAGCCUCAGGAGAUGGAAAAGAGAAGAUGGGCUGAAGAGAAGUUCUCGGUAGGAUCUGGUACUUCUGGAAUGGCAGAGUGAGCAAAGUCAAGUUAAUAUGGUGCAGGUGACCAUCCCAAACAGUGUUGUGAAUGUGACUGUUGGAUCCGAUGUUACACUUGUCUGCACCUACACCAGCACUGUGGCCUCCCGGGACAAGCUCUCGAUCCAGUGGUCAUUCUUUCACAAGAAGGACUUACCGCCAGCUUCUAUUUACUAUUCUGAAGGUGGACAAGCUGUAGCCAUCGGGCAAUUUAAAGAUCGAAUUGUAGGGUCCAACGAUCCAGAUAACGCAUCUAUCACCAUUUUGCAUAUGCAACCAGCAGAUAGUGGUGUCUACAUCUGUGAUGUUAACAACCCCCCUGACUUUGUCGGAAAAAAUCAAGGCAUCCUCCAAGUCAAUGUGUUAGUCAAACCGUCUAAGCCCUUUUGCAGCAUCCAAGGAGUCCCAGAAACUGGCCAUCCGAUAUCUCUUUCCUGCCUCUCUCUGCUUGGGACACCUUCCCCUGUGUACUACUGGUAUAGACUCGAAGGUGGAGACAUCAUCCCAGUGAAAGAAAACUUCAACCCAGCCACUGGGACUUUGGUUAUUGGAAAUCUGACCAGUUUUGAACAAGGUUAUUACCAGUGCACGGCUAGCAACAACCUUGGCAACAGUUCCUGCGAAAUUGAUCUAACUUCUUCCCAUCCAGAAGUUGGAAUCAUUGUUGGGGCGCUGGUGGGUACCCUAGUGGGUGCUGCCAUUAUCAUCUCUGUUGUGUGCUUCGCAAGGAGCAAGGCAAAGGCCAAGGCAAAGGGGAAGGAGAGGAAGAGAAAUUCAAAAACCAGCACAGAACUCGAACCAAUGACAAAGAUAAGCCAGAGUACAGAGCUCGAGGCAAUGCCAGCCGAACACGUUCUCCAACUAGAAGCCACUCUGCCACCUUCUGGCCAAGAGAAUGACCCCGAUACCGUCCUGGGGCCAGAUCACGAGCCUACCCCCGAGCCCGCCCCACAGCCUGUCCCGGUGCCUGAGCUCGAGCUGGAGCUGGAGCCCGAGCCCAAGCCCGAGCUGGAGUCUGAGCCCGAGCCCGGGAUUGUAAUGGAGCCCUUGUGUGACAGGGAAAAGGGAGUGAAUAGGCCAUAGGCUGCUAGCCUAAGUACAGCGUUCAUCAGUAAGGAACCCAUUACUGGCAUUUGGAGUUGCCCUAAUCAAUCUCCCACCACGUCCCUCUCUUCUGACCUGCCCUCUUCUAACAAGGUGCUCCUGCCUCGAUCCAAAAUAAACAGGUCAAGAUAAAUGCACGGGUUCCUACGUCCUUACACUAACACGCAAGCAUGACUAAUGACAAAGCAAGUGAUUCCUAAUUCGGUUGAAAGCGUUUUACAGCAAUAUCUCCAUUGUACUUUGGAAAAUCUUAUUUCUCUGUUUUCAGCUACUCUGUUACAUUCCGCAUGCACACAUGACAAGGUGGCAUUAAUUGGAUUCAAUGUUACUCCUAAGAUCAGUUGGUCAGGGCUUCCCUAAUUCAUUUUCACAUUGGCCAUGAAGACAAGAAUUUGCCAGCAUUCUCUCAGAGAUUGGGGGG